AUGGGACCCAUGGGCUGGAUGAAGUGUCCUCUUGCCGGGACAAAUAAAAGAUUUCUAAUUAACACAAUUAAGAACACACUGCCCUCCCACAAAGAGCAAGACCACGAACAAAAAGAGGGCAGCAAGGAACCGGCGAAAAGCCAGAGCCAGAAGGAGGAAGGGCGCCAGAAGCACCGGUCUCACCCGUACAAGCACAGCGUCCACGCCCGGCACUCACCGCCCGGGAAGCGGGGGAAGCGGGGUAGCCAUGAGAAGUCGCAGACACGGUCCAGCAAGCGGUGA
Messenger RNA from Rangifer tarandus platyrhynchus (Svalbard reindeer), 282 nucleotides. Lineage: Eukaryota; Metazoa; Chordata; Mammalia; Artiodactyla; Cervidae. The record is from the annotation of a GenBank genome assembly.